Molecule: messenger RNA, 912 nt
Organism: Ylistrum balloti
Lineage: Eukaryota; Metazoa; Mollusca; Bivalvia; Pectinida; Pectinidae
Product: galactoside 2-alpha-L-fucosyltransferase SEC1-like
Exons: 1
Coding region: 1-912 (303 amino acids)
Biological process (GO): carbohydrate metabolic process
Cellular component (GO): membrane
Molecular function (GO): galactoside 2-alpha-L-fucosyltransferase activity
Source: RefSeq, a predicted model, not a curated record
AUGAUAUGGUCAUGUCACUUUACCGGAACAGGAUCCAGGAACCACUCUCUGAUGUUAAAGAAGGAAAACCGCAAAUUAUAUAUAUGCCCAUAUUUCCGAGGAGGUCUCGGAAAUUUAAUGUUUCAAUACGCGUCUGUUUAUGGAAUUUCUAGAACUAAUAACAUCGAAAUAGGAUUAUAUCCUGAUGAUGAACUUUAUAAUAUAUUUGAACUCAUACCGCCAACACUGUCAGACAGAAAGGUUUAUUCAAAGGCUCGGCAAUAUAUAGGAAGUAUCAGGGAUUGCGCAUAUGAUGUUAGCAAUGUACGAAUACCCCAAGACAGCAAUAUUGUACAUUUAUCUUUCUUACAAUCAUGGAAAUACUUUGAUGAUGUUCGAAAUGAUAUCAGACAGCAUUUUACUUUUAAAAAGGAAAUCAGGAAACAAGCUCACGACUUGAUCAAUACAACUUUGUUGAGAACACAAUUUUCGAUUAAUAGCAAAGCAACUCUUGUUGGAAUUCACAUACGAAGAGGAGAUUAUCUGAACAAAGACAAGAGAAAGUUUGGUUACCGUGUGGCGGAUAAGGAGUAUUUCAAGCGAACAAUGAGUUUUUUUCGCUCCAAAUAUGGAAAUGUAUUAUUUUUGGUAUUCACAAAUCCAGUUGACGAUGAUAUGAUGUGGUGCAAGUCGAACUUGAAAGGAAAUGACGUUGUCUAUAUGUUCGGAAACUCUCGGGGAGUGGACCUCUGCAUUUUGACACUUUGUGAUCAUGUGAUUACUAGUGUUGGGACAUUUGGAUGGUGGGCGGCGUUUUUGAACAACGGAACAAAAACAUACUUUCGUAAUUUUGUAACCCCGGGGUCGGAUUAUGAACAAUGUUUUAUGGAUAAUGGGUUUGAUUACUUGUAUCCAGGAUGGUACGGCUUUUAA